This is a messenger RNA of Notolabrus celidotus (New Zealand spotty), 2208 nucleotides long. It is a transcript of the gene aip, whose product is annotated as aryl hydrocarbon receptor interacting protein. The transcript has 7 exons. The coding region runs from base 16 to 1146 and encodes 376 amino acids. The record is from RefSeq and is a predicted model, not a curated record. Lineage: Eukaryota; Metazoa; Chordata; Actinopteri; Labriformes; Labridae. Gene Ontology annotation, molecular function: protein binding; peptidyl-prolyl cis-trans isomerase activity.
UGCUAUAUGUAAUAGAUGGCAGCUUGCAACGCAAUAACACUUUCGGUGCGUGGCGCUGUGGCGUCUCACAUUCGGCUGUUCUCGGCAAACAUCGGCUUGUGUCGGAAACUCAGACUCACGUCAAGGAUGGAGGAAGAGGCACGUAAGCUUCUCGAAGAAGGAAUAAGAAAGAAAUUGGUCAGUCCUGGAAAUGGAGAUCUAUCGACCUUUCCCAAUGGAACAAAGGUGGUCUUUCACUAUCGCACCAGCCUGUGUGAUGGCACAGUGCUGGAUGACUCCAGAAGCAUGGGGGGUCGCAGCAAACCCAUGGAGCUCAUCUUGGGCAAGAAGUUUAAACUAGCUGUGUGGGAAAGAGUGAUCAUCAGCAUGAGAGAAGGAGAACUUUCUGAAUUUACCUGCGACACCAAGCACACAGCCCUGUAUCCACUCGUGUCCCAGUCACUUAGAAACAUCAGUGCUGGCAAGGAUCCCCUUGAAGGGCAGAGACAUUGCUGUGGUAUCGCUCAGAUUCACUCCCAUCACUCUUUAGGGCAUACGGACCUGGAUCAGCUUCAGGCCAGUCCGCAGCCUCUCUUAUUCACCAUUGAGCUAUUGGAGGUGCUGCCUCCUGGAUCAUUCCAGCUUGAUGUCUGGGCCAUGACAGAUGAAGAGAAGCUAGAGUUUGUGCCUCAGAUCCACGAGCAGGGCAACAAGCUUUUCAAAGAUGGCCAAAUCAAGGAAGCCACAGACAAGUAUUACAACGGCAUUGCUUGCCUGAAAAACCUACAGAUGAAGGAGCAUCCAGGAGAUGAAGCAUGGGUCAAAUUGGACCAUAUGAUCACACCGCUGAUUCUCAACUACUGCCAGUGCAAACUGCUGCAGGGCCAGUACUACGAAGUCAUCGAACACUGCACAUCUUUGGUCUUCAAAUAUGAGGAUAAUGUGAAGGCCUUCUACAAGCGCGCUAAGGCCCAUGCUGCCGUCUGGAAUGAGACAGAGGCGCGGGCAGACUUUGCUAAGGUGUUGGAGCUGGACCCCUCUCUGGAGCCGUCUGUUUCCAAAGAGCUGAGAGCCAUGGAGGAGAGGAUCCGCUCCAAAGAGAAGGAGGAGAAGGGUCGCUACAAAGGCCUAUUCAACACACCAGCUGCCACUGCCACUACAGGUUGAAUGCCAUGGAACAAAAGAUUGCCUGUUGAUUUCAAGAUGGAGGAGAAACCAUACACACUGCUGUUUUGUCCAUGCACCAAAGCUUCACACUCUGCCACCCUGUUCUCCACGUUCACGCAGAAACCUUCCCACACACUGUCAGGUUACUCACACAAACGCACCAGCAAGUCCCACACAUCCUUGUUUUCUGUCUUAAAAUGUUCUUUAUUGGAUUGAUUUAGACAUGAGGACAUUAUCAGCUUGAUCUUCAUGAAAAACACAACUCGCUCUUUCCUGGCCAGAAGCAUGAGGAACUUUAAGUGUCAGGAUUGCACUUUCCUUUAUAUGGAACGCUGCGUUUUCAGAAAACUUCUGGUAAAUAACUCGCUCUGAGUGAUGGGCUGCUUACAGAAUGUUAUUUGAGGCAUCAUCGGAAAUGCUGUUGUAAGACUUUUUGGUUUUAAUGAAUGAUGUUGUUUGUGUAAGUCAUUUUAUAGUUAUCAAGUAUUUAGAAAUCCCCAAUUUACCACUGUAUUAUAAACAAGUAGCUUAAGCAUUUAUGUUGUUUUACUUUUUCAAAUAUGUGCAGAACUGAUUCCUAAAACUACCCGCAGUCAUAACCAAAAGUGGAAGAAGCCCUGACUGUAAUUUCCAAAAUUCAGAUUUUUUUUCUUCCUUUUUUUCACAAGGAACAUUUCGAUCUCAAAACACAAACACACACACACCUCUGCUUUGCACCAUCAGACUCCCUUAUCUAUCUUGGUCACAGUGGAGGCACUGGAAUACACAGUACACCAUUAUCUCCUCCUGAGAGAUGUGACUGGGACAUAGAGCCGCCUGUGACAAUCAUUAUACAACACACAUGGGCUUGUGUUACUUGUCUUUUUCCUUUGUAUGUUUUUCAUAUAUGUAACACACUAUCAUUAUGAUUUAUGUCCAGUAAAACCCUGUGUCUCCUUUACUUGCUUAUAAAGGGCAUCUUGUUACUCUUCAUGUACAGCAGCAGGUAAAUAGCCCAGCCUGUGUGAAGUGAGAUGUUACUGAGGUUGUGAUUAUGAUGGUGAAAAUAAAUGUUUAUCCUCA